GGGGCCGAAACCCCGUCAUUAUCUGAUACUCCUACUCCUACUCCUACAUACACCUUGAUAAACCCGGCUGCAUCUAUCAUCAAGUUCCAAAUGAAUACCACAGUUUCUCACCCAUAAGCACCUCCGCCUUCUUCAUCACCUCUGUGCAAAAAAGCUCCAAUCUUUAGAACAAUGGCGUCAAUAAAUUUCAACCCAUUUGGAGAAAACUGGUUCAAGAAACCACCCAACCCAUUUCAACCCAUUACCCCAUUUUUCGAUUCCCUAAACCCCUUUAAACCCCAGCCCAAAUCCCCGCUUUUCGCCUCAAUUACAGCCUCGAACCCCGAUACACCCGACCCGGAAGAAAAAAAACCCGGAAAGUACAGGCAAAUGCUGGACCAAUUCUACUGGGAAUGCGAAAACCGACCCGAUUUUCGACACGACCCGGAAAUUGAUAGGCUAAUGAAUGAAGACCCACUUGUUGAAAAGAAAGAGAACCCAACUCAGGAAGAGAUUGAGGAGAAUGAGAAGUGGUGGAGUGAGUUUCGAAGCAGCCCGGUUGUGCAGUUCUUGGCACAGGCUGAGAAAAUUGCUGAUAUGCUUAAUGAGAUGGAGUUGAAAGAAAAUGAGACUCCGUUUCGUAAGGAGGAUAAGAAGUAUUGGAGAGAUGUUCCUCAUGUGAUUGGUUUGGAUGGUAGGCCAAUGCCGAGAAAGGCGUUGACACAGAGGGAGGCGGAUAAUAAGUUUUGGGAUUUUACUAAGCAGUUCUUUUUUGGACUUUGGGGGUUUCAGCAACGGCCGUAUCCGCCUGGGAGGCCUAUUGAUGCUGCGCAAGCUAUUGGGUAUAAGCGGCUUGAGAAACGAUAUUAUGAUUUUAUCAUGAAGACCGGAGGUUGGUUCUACAAGGACCGGUUGGGACGUACUAGAGGUCCGAUGGAACUUAUCCAGCUUAAGACUGCCUGGGGUGCUGGAAUCAUUGAUAAACACACCUUUGUUUGGGGGGAGGAUAUGGAUGAAUGGGCACCUAUUGGCAUGAUUUAUGGCAUGGAACGUGCAGUUGCCACAUGGGAAGUUAGGCUAGGUGCUGCUGCAACCGCUUUUCUCCAUAAACUCCAAAAAGGUAUACCUCCUUGGGCGCCUUUAAAGGGUUUCGAGAAGAAAUCUUAUAAGCAGCUCCAAGACGAAGCUUAUGAGAGCAAGAGACGUGAUUUGACUGUACUAGAAGCUAAUGAUGGUGUCUGGCCGGGUGUAAGAAUUCCUAGCCAUGCCUUAUUUCUUUGGGCCAGUGGUUCUGAGCUCACAUCUAUAUUGGAAAAUGAUCACAUGCCAAACAAAUACAUUCCUAAAGAUCUGAGGCUCCAAUUGGCUAAAGCUAUACCUGGUUUGAGGCCAUGGGAAGUUCUAAGUGUAGAACAAGCUAUGGAUCAGAUAACUUAUAGUGGUAAGUGGUACCGUGAGCCACUUGGUUCCUUCACUACUGGUCCACCAUAUAUUCAACAGUGGAAUGAGGAAAUGGAGGAACUUUUUGAAUGCUUUAUAAACCUUAACGAUGAAGUAGUGAGCGUACUGAAGGAAGCAAUGCCAGGCUUCAAACCGUUUAUGAAGAAACUUGAAGCUGAUUAUUUUGAAAGGCUUGAGAGACGCAAAAAGAUACGGGAAGAAAAGAUUAAGAAUAAAUCGUGAGUGUAAUGGGAGGAAGUUCUGGGGAGGGGGUGAGUUCUUAUGGUCCAAGGUUUUAAGCAUAUAGGUCUUUCUUCAUCUUAAUUCUUAUGGGAGCAUGACCUGGAUAUACAUGUUUUCAUAUCCAUAUCCAAAUUGAAUUUAUAAUGUGAUGUGAUUAUCCUUGUGUAUCAUGUAAAAUUGAAGAUACACGACUUUCAUAGUAUGUAUGGGAAUGGGAACUAGUGGUUGCUUUUGAGAGCAACAUCUAUAGAAUUGAAUUCGUUUUUAAUCA
Molecule: messenger RNA, 1933 nt
Organism: Daucus carota subsp. sativus
Lineage: Eukaryota; Viridiplantae; Streptophyta; Magnoliopsida; Apiales; Apiaceae
Product: protein TIC 56, chloroplastic
Exons: 5
Coding region: 172-1662 (496 amino acids)
Biological process (GO): protein import into chloroplast stroma
Cellular component (GO): chloroplast inner membrane
Source: RefSeq, a predicted model, not a curated record